AGACAAGUAUAUAUGGGUUCUGUGUUUACUGUUAGCAAGAGAGAGCCCUUUGUUUUUGUCAUCCCCUAAAAGUCAAAAUGUUCCGGUUGUUCAACAGCCUGCCUUGUUUUCCGUAACUAGUUAAAGUUAGAUAUUGCCAAAGGUACAAAUAGACCUUUCUUAGAAGGCAGAGUUAUUUUUAUCCCUUAUCCUUUUUUUCUGUGCUUAGAAGAGGAAACUUCAUCUGGAAACUUCUGCGUAAGGUAACAACUUUUUCUUAUGACAUGGGUGUUGUUGACGUGUUUGAAUGUUCUGUUUUAAACUUUCUCUCGAUGUGAGAUUUAAUUUAAUAAUUUAUGGAGAAUAGCAACGGUCCAGCUGUUUUUAACCUGCGUUUUCAAGGCUAACGGUCGGCACGAGGCUGCCUCCUUUGUUUAUUUUUAACGGAAGCACAAAGUGUAACAGACUUAACAUGUCAUUUUUUAAAGAAUUAAACUUAAAAAUUAUAUUUACAUAAUGCUUCAUCUCAACAUCUUAAUAUUUUCAAGAUAAAAAAUACAAUAUUUUAUGCGUGUUUAUAUGUUUUACGCUUGUUUGUGAAACUUAUCCUAUUAUCGUUCCCAUAACUGCAAACAAACACAGUAACACAAUAUGAAAUAUUAAUCUAUCCAAUAUAUUUCUCUGUCGUCGCAGUAUUAUUGCAUAUUGCGUGAAUUUCUCUCUCCUCAGGGUGUAUUAGUCACCGAGUCAACCUGUAAUGCGUCAGACACCGCCGGCUAAACCUGUCCCUGAGACUUAACAUGACUUCAAGGAGGUGUUGCUGCUGGCAAAUAAUACACAUUAAAAGGUUUAGCCUGCAGAAGGCUGAGCCACAAGGUUAAAAAUAACCUGAGAUAUAUGACCUCAUAGGAGCAAAGGCUGGACCUGCUGCCAACAUCAACAGAAGCAGUAUGGUCAUAGAUAAGAGUCUAGUGUUUAGGUCCUAUAGUUUGAGGACUGUAAGCAUUUGCUGUUUUACAUGUACAUAUAAUGAACAAUGUGAAAAUAUAGGUCAAAACAAGGCACAAUUUUUAUUAGCUUAUUUGUGAAUAUUAUGGGAAUGUCAGGUCAACAUAUAUAACUAAAGCAGUGGUUUUUAAGUCCAGUCUUCAAGGCCCACUGUCCUGCAUGUUUUGGAUGUUCCCCUGCUCCAACACACCUGAUUCAAAUGAUCAGCUCAUUAUUAAGCCCUUACAGAGCUUGAUAACGAGCUGAUCAUUUGAAUCAGGUGUGUUGGAGUAGGGGAAACAUCCAAAACAUGCAGGACAGUGGGCCUCGAGGACUGGACUUGAGAACCACUGAACUAGAGCAUAAAAAUGAGAUUCAAGGUUAUCAGUGGUUGUACUUUCUUUGCACCUGUCGAUCAAACACUGGUUAUGUAGCGCCUGAUAGCAUCCCUGCCCCCACUCUCCUUCAAAAACAAACAAACCUGACUGACAUGUAGGUUGGCCUUCCAACCGUUGCUCAACCUCCCUCCUGCCUGAAUCAUCUUCCAUCUCACGCAGUUCAUUGUGCUGCAGGGCACAACUGUUUCUAAGUAGUGAUGGGCUGGAAGAGCUGUUAUGCAGAUGAGUGUGCUGCUCAGAUUUCAGCGCUUGAAACUACUGUUAAGAAACUGCGAUGUACCACAUGUAGGCGCUACCUCCGGCCUUUCAUAAAUUAUUUGUGGAUGUCAUGUUUUCUCCCUCUGUUGUGCACAUGCUUUGUGGCUUUGUUUGAGCUUUGUUUGUCUGCAGAGAAUGUUUUUAAUUUGUAUUACAGUAAUCCAAUUACCGUAGGUUCUUCUCCCCCUUAUGAUUGUAUGCCUAAAUAGGGGUAUAAUACUGUAUUUCAUAGAUCAUUCUUCUAAUGGUACCAUGCUUCUUUACUCUGGUGAACUCAAGAUUUUAAAAAAAAGUCUUUGUUGUAGGUAGCAGCCAUGGUGUUGAUUCUUGGCAGACGGAUGAACAGGGAGGACUCUGGGAUCAGAGACUCACCAGCUGUUAAGCGCAAGGUGAUGUCAUAAAACCAGUACUUUUCUUUUUUUUUUUCCUCUCACAUCUUAUUUUUGUUGCAGAUAUUAUAAUUUUUUCACAUAUGGUUUUGUUCAAAGGUUUUUGAAAUUGACUCCAAAACCCCAGCUGCUCAGGAUGUCUUGGACUUCUGCUCUGGCGCAUCCCACUCUGAGGGCAUCCUGCAGGUGUUCAAUGAGUUCCGCGACUGCCGCCUCUUUACUGAUGUAGUGAUCAGUGUGCAGGGCAGAGAGUUUCCAUGCCACCGCGCAGUUCUCUCCGCCUGCUCUUCCUACUUCAGAGCCAUGUUUUGCAACGAUCACCGUGAGAGUCGUGAGAUGCUGGUCGAGAUAAAUGGCAUUCUGGCUGAGGCGAUGGACUCCUUCCUCACCUACGUCUACACCGGGCGUGCCAAAAUCACCACAGAGAAUGUCCAGUUCCUGUUUGAGACGUCCAGCCUCUUUCAGAUCUACACACUGCGAGAUGCCUGUGCCAAGUUCCUGGAGGACCAACUGGAUCCAUGCAACUGCCUUGGCAUCCAGCGCUUCGCAGAGGCCCACUCUUUGAAGCAGCUGGCCAGCCGCUGCCGCAGCUAUGCCCUGGCCAACUUCUCAGAGGUUGCUCAGCAUGAGGAGUUCUUAGACCUCCGCAAAGAAGAACUGGAGGAAUACACUGCCAGCGAUGAGCUGUCUAUCGGCAAGGAGGAAGUGGUGUUUGAGGCCGUGAUGAGAUGGGUGUAUCACGGUGUGGAGCAGCGAAAGCCCAUGUUGAAGGCUCUGCUCCACCAUGUCCGCCUGCCACUUCUGCACCCCAACUAUUUUGUCCAGACUGUGGAGGGAGACCAGCUCAUCCAGAAUGCUCCAGAGUGCUACCAGCUUCUUCACGAGGCCAGACGCUACCACGUGCUCGGAAACGAAAUGAUGUCACCAAGAACACGGCCACGCAGGUAACUGAAAUGUUGAUGUACUAGUUAUGAGGAAGGCGACAGGUAAUCUAACCUAGAUGUUAUCAGCUGUCAGAAGCAGGCACUGCGUCAUCUCUGAGUUUUGUCCUUUCACAACCCAUCUUUGACUUUCGGAGGUAGAAUGACGUGUAAGUAAUGUAGUGGUGUGACCACAUGACUGAUGACUGUUUUGUUGUGCACUAGUUCUUUUCUAUUACAAAGAGAACACAGGUUAUGUUUGAUGUUUUCUGCUUUUCCCUCAGCCUGUUUGUCUUGUUGGGUUAAAACACCUCUUACGCAUAUAAUGACUAAGGUGACAGCGAAACAAGAAAAUAUGUCAUUUAUUUUGCAUUGAGUGGAUCUUUAAUCUCACAUUGUGCCAGAGGUUAUCAUCACAUGAACCUGGUGCUCCCAGCAGUGUUGUUGUUCUUUCGUGUGUGUGUGUGUGUGAAUGUUUGUGUGUGUGUGUGUGUGUGUUUGUGAAAGAGAAAAACAGCGAGAAAGACUGAGUGUUAUUGUGCUGAUCAGACAAGUGUGUCUUUGACCGAGCCUGUGUUUUGAAACCCCAUUCUAAAAUGGAAAUGAUAAUGAGGGAGGCAGGGCAUGUUCGUACACACACUGGUUGGCUGGGAGGAAAAAAAACUGAUAUGAUGCAAGAAACAGCAAUCGUGAAUUGUUCGGUCUUGUUAUCAUACCAGCGGCGUAACUCACCUUGCUGAUGUGUUUGGGUUCAAAGUGUCCCUGUUCACCUAUUUACCAGAUGCACUCCCCUUUCCUGCCUUUGUGUAUGUCUGUUUGUGUUUGUGUGGACUGGAGUGUCCAGUUGGAGGUAUUGUUUUAUAAGGGACAAAGGUUUGUGUUGACUGAAAUCUCAUGAAUGAGAUACAAAACACACCAUAUGUCACCCUGCUGUAAAACAAACCACAGCACAGCUGCCCCUGUGUGUUUGACCUGCUGAAAGGGUUAAAAUAGGAGCAGCGCUGGUGAACAGUUGUCUGUUAUUAAUGCUGUGUGGUGUGUACUUCAGGUGUAUUGUGUCAGUAUCUAGGCAGAUCUGCUCAGAUCAGCAGGCCAAUCAGGCUUUAGCUUAGUCCCCACAAUGUCUGCUCCGUUUGCCCUGAGGGCAAAAUCUGCUCCUGCUCAAAACAGAUGCCUGGCUCUUCCCUUCCUGUGUCUACACCGGGCCUUUUUUUUUUUUUUUUUUUUUCUAUUGCGAAGUGUCUCGAAUUUAAUUAAUGGCGUAUACAUACACACACCUAACCUACACACCCAUAGACACACAAACAAAGCUAAACCACCUUUUGGCCAGACUGUCUCUUACAUGCAUACAAGCCUGUAAAACCACCUUAAUCCUUUACCUGUGUCUGAUCCACACUCUGUCUCACACAAAAUAAACAAAGAAAAGUGGGUGAAAGUGCAAUAAAGUGGUGAAUGUGAAAGUGGUAUCAAGGAUUAAGUAAGAGGUUUUUUUUGGAUAAGCCACUUUAAGUUUCUGUUAACCUAACUACUACAAAGGUUUGUUAUUGUCAUCAGAUGAUCAGACCUGUUGCUGAGACACUGGUAUUGCUAUUUAUGUUUUCCUAUGUGUGCUGACAUGACAAAAACAACAAUAUUAUAAAUAAUGCAGAGAGAAGUUGUUGGAUGAUUUCAAAAUGGGGAAAUCCCAUUUUGUCUUACGGAGCAUGUACAGACUCAGCCCUGUCGGUUGCACACAUUGCUCGGUAGUGAGUGGGAAUAGUUGCCAGUGUUUGAUGAUAAUAAGAAAAACUUGUUAUCAAACAAAUAACACAGUUAUAAGAAUUAGCAUAUCAGUUUCUUAUUUUUGUAAAGUUAAAGUAGCAGAUGACAAAUUACAGUUAGAUGAAGUCAACACUAAGAUUUUCCAUGCAUGUCUUUAUCUCAGAUUACAAUGUCACUAUUCGUCUAAUUAAUCUCAUUCCACUUGAGCCUUGUUUUGUGCCCAGCUCCAUUAUAUUCAAUAGUAUGAUAAUAUAAACUAUGGUUGAUUAGCCCCCUUGUAGGAAGUGUUGUCAUAUCCAGGACACGGGUUGUGCAGCCAAGUAGAAAAGCUUUGUGAGCAUGGAAACUCAGCUUCACUCUAGCUAGCUCCAGGUUUGUUUUUGUUGUACUCAAGAUUGACACCUGUAUUGUGAAGUGAACUUUGCCUGGAAGAUAAGUGUAGCUAUUGCUGUGGAAACCCCCUCUCUGCUGCCUUCUCAUGUGCAAUUUUCUACCUUCUAAUAUUACAAAAAAAAAAGGAGUGUUGACAUGUUUAUGUCUUUGUCUUCAUACUCUUUUUCGUGGUAUAAGUGCACACAGUUGUGAUUUAAAACCGUGUCUAGAAAUUCAACAUUCCAGAAUAAGCCGUUUCCCACAAGUUCAUGUCUUGUUUUUAUUAUAACAUCAAAUGUGUCGUUAUUUACCCGCAUCAUUUAAUUUCCCAUGUCUCUCUGACACCUCUCCCCCACCCCGCUCUGUGCAGGUCGACCGGCUUCUCUGAGGUGAUAGUCGUGGUUGGUGGCUGUGAGAGGGUUGGGGGCUUCAACCUGCCUUACACCGAGUGCUAUGAUCCAGUCACAGGGGAGUGGAAAUCACUGGCUAAGCUACCUGAGUUCACCAAAUCUGAGUAUGCUGUCUGUGCCCUCCGCAACGACAUUCUGGUCUCAGGUAAGAUGCAACACAACACAAAUGAUUGAAUCCUGGAGCAAUUUCCACAUUGCAAGGUCUCUUCCUGAAGCCAGUUUUAACAAAACAAUUCAGCUGUCACUUUUGAUAAGACUCAUAGCUGUCUUGAAUGUUACAAAAACCAGUUUCUCCUAAUCUGUGUGUAAAGUUUUGGCCUUAACACUCUCCAGGGAUGUUGCCUGUGUUUGUCUGUGCUUGACUCGCCAUCCAGUCCUCCAGUAGAGUGGCAGGAAAAGCCGUGGUGGCUGUUUGCCCUGUGUUAUUUUUACAGCUUCAGCCAGUUGGAGUUGAAGGAAAAUAUGAGAGCGACAUCUGGAUAACACUCGAAACUGAGAGAGGCUUUUAUUGGCUGGCGCAGUCCUACUCUCUCUCUCUCUCUUUUAGCCACACGUUGAGGUCGCCACCUUUUUUACAUCCGUUUGAAACAGCUAUCUAGGACCACUUUAAACUAUUUUAUUUUGUACAUCACCGAUAGCCUUGGAUGUUGUUAAUGAGGAUGAUAAAUGUAGAGUUUAGCGAUAAACCUCAAACUAAGAUAUUGCAGCUCUCAUUCCCUCCUAGUAAGCAAUAAGAACUCAUUUUUGCGAUGAGAAGUGGCCAAAUAUGACGUGAUCUUCCAUUUCUGCAAAACAUCUUGAUUAAAAAAAGACUUUGGUGUUACAUCAUUUGUCCCAGCUGAUGAGGUCAGGGUAAGAGUCAAACACUGGUAUAAACAUGCUCCAAAGAAGUCAAAGUUGUUCUUGGAUUGAGGGCAUGAAAGGUUGAGAUUUUUUGCGAAGUUGUUUUCUUGGGUAUACUCAGAAGUUCAAUUGUGCGUGCAAGGACGGCUCAUGCUCAAACAUGCUUAAUAAGAGCUACAAAACAGCACCGGACAAAACAGCAGUUGAAAGAUAUUAAAAAAAAAAGGGGGAGGAGGGAGAUACAGAGGAGUGAAAAGGGAAUCUUCUCCCCUUCAGCAAGAGUCUGCUGCCGUGUUUAUGCUUUUUUUUCAUACGCUCACUGGGCCAAGUCCUCACGUGUUCGCUAUCAAUCUACCCUCAAGCUCUGCCUGGAAAAGUCAACAUCCCCCUUCCCCCCAUCUCUGUGUCUCACACACAUUUGAACAUACACACUACUUCAUUUUUAUUGGCUAUUAUGAUCUUCAUUGCCGCAUAUUCUUCUGUUGUUUCUCCAUUUGCCCGGAACAUUAAAUCCCCUUUUCACAGCUUUAUUUUUAUCUCGCACAAAUUACAUUCCCACACAUACCUCCAUUCUGACUGUCUGCCCCUCUUCUCACAUUGGGAACUGCUGCAAAUACCUUGGAGGGCCUCCAGCCCCCAGCACAGCUGCUCUUAGCUGUGGUCUUAAAUAGGACGCUCCACUGAGCAUAUUAAACCUCUUUGAGUCUUUAGAGCAACAGGGACGCCAACCAACACUGGCUUUCUAAUAUCCGCUUCAUAGUAGUCCUAUUCUCAGGUGUAGAAUGAACGUGCUGCGAAAUGAAAAAAAAAAAAAACCUUCAGGUUACAGUCAGCACCGCGCCACAUAAAUGAUAUGUAGUUCAAUAGAGCAGCAUCAAAGAGACAUUUCUUUUCUACCUGACUCCACUCCAGAAAACCAAAUACAGUAUAUUAUCUGCUCAUAAUGACGAGUGUGUGCCUCAUACAUUACAAAUGCUUGCAUGUCAUAGUCACAUUUUCAUUAGCGUUAAAACUGCCUACUGAAAGCUAUGCAUAGCUCCAAAAGCUGUCACACAAAUCACAUUGUUUACUCCCACAGCCUCUUGUUCUUGAAGGACUGUGAUUAGCAACAUUGUUGAUCUGUGUGUAGCCGAGUGGGACUUGACCAGCGGAAGUUUUUUUGGUGAGAAAAUACCGCCUUCUGAAGGUAGUAAUUUUUCACAGGCCUUUUAGCUCUCCUUUAAGCAUGUGCAUUAUCUGUCAACAUGUUUUCACCAUGCAAAUCUUAACGCAGAAGCCUCCAGGGCAGCAGACUGUCUGGCUCUGUCCCUAUCGAGCAGACAAUCAAGCAGAAGCAUGCUGCCACUCACUUCCUUCACUUGUCGUCUUUCGUGUGUCUCCUACAGUAUAAUUUAAAGUGACUAAGCAUAAAUCACCGUAUAUUACCUCCCACCAGAAAUUUAACCAGGUAGACAUGUAUAACUAGUGACUUAUACAGCUAGAUGAGCUUUCGAGUUGGUGCUUUUGUAUAGUCAGGAUGAAACACGUGUCUAAUAUCUGUACCCACCUGUCUGGUCUGUCAGCUAGCUAACAAAGAGGAAAAACUUCUUUGUUUGCAUGUGAGCACAGAAGUGGCACAGACGUCUUUGUUAAUGCUGGCAGGCUUUCUUUCUCUGCGUAACAAUCAGUGCCUGUACACCGAAAACAUUCAAUGAGUAAUUGCAAUAACAUCAUGUGAUAAAUUAGUUUUUUAUUAGUUAUGUUUCAGGAGAUUAUAAACGAGAACUACGGGUCAGUCAAAGGAUACACUUGCUUACUUCUGGGAUACAGAGUUUUAAUUAAAUAGAGAGGUGUGGACUGAUGGCAGAUUUAUUCUCCAUCAUUUCCAUAAUCUAUAUUUUAUUCGUGACAAUGUGAUCAAUUUAAGUCCCAGUGUGAAAUAACACAGAUUGUCACGGACAUUUCUGUUUCUGUAAUGAAGCCCUGUUGGUUUCCAUGCUGCACCCAUACGCCAAGAUAUACGUCUUCAGAGCUUGUUGUUGGAGAAAUGCCAGCAGAUCACUGAAACUGGCAGAAAAGUCAAGUAUUUUGAAACUUUUGGUCACAUUAGUUUAUAAUGUUUUGAUUUACUGCUACAUUUGAGCAAGCUUUUGUCUUUUCUUCACCCUGUGUGUUUUGUGAUGGUGGUGGAGUGGGAUUGGAAGGGGUUAUUGUGCGCAAAAGAGGGAGACAAGGCACGUGCCCGGGCAUGUUGGAUAUGUGUCUGGAUUACACUGUAACCUGGCAGGUGACUGACUUCUUACAGUACAUGUUUGCGCUGAGAUAACAGAGACACUGUGUAGUAGUUCUGGUCCUGAUUGUGGCAUGUUUGCCUUUAUAAAUAUAUUUUUUUCUUUUUAAAACUUGUGUUUGUUCGACACCUGUGCAUACAUGCUUAAACGUGAAACUACGUGUGUGAUAAUAACCAACCUGCUCCAUGUUUGACUCUGUAUUUAUUUGCCAGGUGAACUCUUAAGACCCAGCUCAGGUCAAAGUCUGAUAACACACAUACAUCUCUGCCCCAGUUAAGAGAUAACACACAGAAAUACACUCACUAUCUAAAGCUGGCUGUUUACCAAAGAAGCCCAGGGAUUAUUUUUAUCCCUCUUAUUUACAUCAGAUUAACUGGAUCAUGGAUGAAAAAAAAACCUUUUUUUUUUCAUGCUGAGGACAGUGUUUGACUUUUAAGUCAAACUGAACCCCAAAUUUGCCAAACUUUUGUCUUCAUGGUAUGUUUGUCGUUCUUUGUUCCCAGGUGGUCGUAUCAACAGCAGGGAUGUGUGGAUGUACAACUCCCAGCUCAACCUGUGGAUCAGAGUGGCUUCACUCAACAAAGGCCGCUGGAGACACAAGAUGGGCGUCCUGCUGGGCAAGGUGAGCAAAGAACAUAGAUUUAUAAAAUCUAGAAAGACACAUGGAAAGCCCGUAGUUGAGGUUUCUGUGUGAAGGUUUUAUUCAUAAUUCAGUAACAUAAUACAUUUUGAAAUGUCAGAUCCAGCAUGACAGUGUGCUACCUGAGGCUUACCCAAAUCCACAGGUAUAAAAAACUCUCACAUUUAAGUAAGCAGCAGUUUAGAUUUGCACACGUGUUCUUGUGGAGAUGUAAUCUGGGUCAGUUUAAGAAGAACAGGAUGACGAUGCAUACAUACACGUUUUCUUUUUUGUUGUACUUUAAGUACAGUGCAAACAGGUUGGACAUAUAUUCAGUACAGAAUUACUGUGGAAUAACCUGCUGGUAAGGAAACGGUAUGUUCCAUGAAGCUUUUUGACUCCUUCAGUUCAUACAAUUCAGUUAUGUUCAUCAUCCACUCUCACACCUGCAGGCAUUAAAGAAUUUGUUUUUUAACACACCAAAGGCCCUGCAUACUCAGCAACAAUUCAGUGAUGGUAUCUGGAUCUUAGGAGUCACACCCUUGUCAAUCUCAUGAAAGAGGCAACGUGAAAAGCUCUCAGGCACCUUUUUGAUAUAGCUUCUCGCUUUUCUCUCUGAACUGUCUUGUCUAAAAAGGGAACCUUUUAAAAGCAACAGUACUGUAUUGGACUAAUCUGUUGGUCCCCUCAGGGCUUUAAAAUGACGGUUGCCAGUUCACCUCACACAUCCUGGAUCCAUUAGAGCAGGUUCAACAGAAAGAGGGAAGUUUGACUUGAAUUUAAACGGUUGUUUAACAAAAGCCCUCAGCUCCUGGAACAGUGAUUCACCCUUUAUACACAUGACAAAGUAGGGCAGGGCGAUAAACCAAAAAUUUACAGAUACCGAAAUUUACGACAAUAACCAACAUCAUUUUGCCCAUAUCAGUAUAUUCAGUGUCAAAAAAACAAAUCAAUAAAAGUUGGUUUUGGACGCUGUCCUACGUCGGAGACAUGACUCCGCCCCAUCCAGUCUGUAACAAAGAGGGAAAGACAGGUGAGGAGAUAAAGGACGGUUCAAAAGUUGUACUUCAUAUAAAUUUGAGCUGGUGUGUUUCCUUUAAGCAGUUUCAUCAUUUUUAGUAUUUUUUUCUACUAUUAAUAUCUAAACCCUUAACACUCCUUUGUCUACUUUAAGUCUUUCUGGUGUUUGAUUAGACAAGGAGCUCCAGCAGCACCAGCUUGGUUAUGAAAUUUGAGGAUACACGUGAGCUGUCCGUAGAUCCUCGAUGACUGCCUCCUCGUUUAGGCUAUAACUAUUUAAAGCCUGUAAUACAAGGAUGGGUGGACAAUCUCAUUUGAGGUCAGCUGAAGUUUACUGGACGGGUUCCAGCAAUGCACACCUCCAAGUUAAGGACCAGCUCAGUCCAGCAUAUUACAUUUCAUGUGUCCCACUGGAACCACAUAAGCCUGAAGUGGCCAUACAUGGCUGCUGGAACCCCUUAUAAGCCUGUGAACACACUCUGGGUUUGUAUACGCAAGCAAAAAUCACACAUACUCUGCAAAUAUAUAUAUAGAAUGAAUGUUCAUGUUCCUGUGGCUUGCAGUCUUUCUCACAAGAAAGAAAGUCUAAGAUUAUAUUAAAUAUGAUGCUUCUAACAUGUAAAACAUGUAAAACAAUGUUCCUCAACUAGCAGCUCAAGUCUUGUUGCGCAAUUUUUGCAUUUGUAGCAUUUUUAUUUUAAAGACCAACUUCAUGCUUUACAUAUACUGACCACUUGUAAGACAGUGGCAUGUUUUGACUACUGAAAGCUGUCAACUGUAAUUACCUGUCAUUAGUGUUGCAAAAGAAAGAGCAGCUACGACUGUCUUGGUUAAAGAAGUCAGAGCAUAAACAAGGAUGACUCAUUCUAACACGCCACUCACAUGUGCGCACACAUUUGAAGAGCAUGGAUACAAGCACAAGGGAAGUACUUGGAGAGCUUUGAGCUCAAAUCAAGUUUUAUUUACUUUGGCAGAAAGGGUAAUACUCUGUAGGGGUACUUGUCAUCUGUAGGAACUCUGAUUUAACUUUCUGAAAGUCCGCUUGUGGCCAAUCUGUUUUGAAUUUUGUAUUCCUUCUAAACAAAACCCCAAAUUCCUAGUUGCCUUGCCACAGAAACAACAAACACACAAGUACACAUUCGAACAACACAAUAAUGAGGUAAUCAGCUGGACGGUCACGCACUGGCUAUAAAAGCCAUUGAUCAAGUCCAGAGUAACCCCAUGUGGCAAGGAUACAACAGGAAAACAUGAUGAGUUAACACAACUACAGGUCACAAAUGAACUAUAUUUAAACUCACUUAUUGUUCCUUCAGCUGAUUUCAGACUCUCAUACUGAACUUGCUUGAGGGAAACAUAUAAUGGCAUUGUAGAGGAUUUGUUAACUAACUUUUAACGUUAAUAUGUUAUGAAUAAUUCUUAACUUAUUUUAAAAGCCAGAGAUUACACACAACAAAUGAAAGGCAGAGGUAAAAUUAAUACAGAGUUUCACAGCAGGACAGCAUCAACAUACACUCGAGUGUAUCCUUUUCUAAAGAAACACAUUCCACAGAGAACUCCCAUCCCAGGAGAGGCUCUUGUCUCUGUCCACUUCCUGUAUCUGUCUCACACAUGUGGCUUCCUCUUCACUUUUGUCCUUCCUUUCUAUCUGCUUAUUUUGUAGACUCAUAGGAAUCACAAGUUAAAAGGCUAUUUUCAUUUUUAUAUCAAGAUAGUUUCUACCUAUUGUAGUUGGUUAGUUGAUCUAUCAUUUUUACCUAGAACUCCAUUGUCAGUCAUUGCGAUCUUAUUUUAUUUCCUCAUGCCGUGAAAGAUAAGAUACCAGGAACUGCUAUUCCCCUGAAUUCUCCUGUUUGUGUUAUUCUAUUGUCAGUUGUAGCUGUCCUCUAUCAACAACAUACACUUAUCUGUGUGUUGAGGAUGUUUCUGUCUGUGUUGCUGAUUUUCUCCAGUAUUCAGCCCUCCCCUCUUCUUCUGAGUUUCCUCAUUUAGACUGUAAUUUCCCUUUUCUGAUGUGCUCCCGUUGAGUGUUGUAAACAAGUUCUGAGCAUGUAUGCAUGGAAAGACCUCAGUGCUGACUUUUACUAAAUCAGUGUUGAAGGAAUUUGCAUGUUCAGUUGACAAAUCCAGUGAGCAACCUACUUUUGUUUAACCAUUCUUAUGUAGACCUUCAGUUUACUCCAGUGAUCCACUUGCUCUUUGCUCUUCAGACUAAUUUCUUAAGCCGUAAACACGUCAUUGUCCUGCAUGAAGUCCUGUUAAACUGGUCUUGUGUCCAUAGUGUAUCAGCAAAAAAAAAUAGGUCACAUCUUGUUUUCCCCUCCCUGUAAUGAUGGCAGCUGUUCCCAUCUAUCAUGACUUUUCACUCUGUCUCUUUCCCUCUGUCUUUAUGGCAGUCUCUUUUUCCUCUAUCCUUUGUGUGUUAUUUUCCACCUGAAGUCUCUCAGUGUCCUCUGCCAUCUCCCUUCUUUGACAGUGAAAUCAUUCAUCCAUCAUCUGUAUUUGACCUUGCUCAUGUAAAUAAACCUUGAAUGUGCUCGUUCGGUGGUUGGCAAGUGUGUCCUCAUAGAGCUGUGAAUCACGUUUGGCUUGGCAUUUGAAAGACCAUCAUCGAGCUGAUGUGAAAUGUGCCUAUAUUAACACACUUACAGUUUAUCAUGGAGUAUGGAGGGGCUGUUUUAUUGAGUGGGUGUCAAGGGUGUAAAGCAGAGUGCCAGUUUCCCCCAACCCUGUCUUCAUACCUCCUCCAUAAGCUGGUGUCUGGGUAUACUCACCAGACAGUCGCCCACUUAGAUCCCCCCGGCUGAACUUUAACCUUACUUUGACUUUACCAAAUGGAGCACUCCUGAGGAAAAAUCACUCACCCUUUGUUACUGAGUGAUUUUUUUUUAUUUCUGAAACAGCAGUUCCUGGAAAAACGCUUAGCUGUUAUUUUAUUUUUUUUUAUUUCCAGUGCUUGUCACAAAAAAAUAUGACCGUUUUCCUUUGUUUCGCGGUGAGAAGAGGAACCAGCAAACUCUUCAAAAUCAAACCUGCUUCACCUGAAAUUACAUGAAAGUGGAAAAUUUUAAGUGCACUAAUCCAUCAAAGCCUGUGAAGGAAAAAUGCUCAUGAAACAUUUCUCAACAUGUUCACCCUGCCCUGAAUUGACUUAGUCUCCUUAUGCUACACACACUCACUGGAUAUUUUUUUUUAAUAUCCUGUUCAAAACAAACACAUAAGACACAUAACCAACAGCCAAUUGAAGCGGUUGUGUUUUGUUUUUCUUAGCUUGAACUUUUCCGUUGAAAAGGCGGCAGUACUAUCAGUCAAGGCAGGUGUUGAAUGCAAAUAUCCAUGAACUCAUUCACUUCUGUCUUUUUGUUCUCCUUUUUUUUUACUCCCUUCAUCUUUCUUUGUUUCUCUCUGUCUCUCUGUCUCCCUGUCUCUCUCUCUUCCCCCCUCCCACUCUCCUUCUCUCUCUUCCUCUCACCUCUGUACUUGUUUUUGCUCCAGACUUUUUGGAGAGACCGUAGCAGCCUGAAGGUUUACAGUUGCAUAAGAUCAGCUUGUUGAUCGGCACUGAAUAACCAGUAGUUCUGCCUAGAGUUUGAUAAUCACAUGAUGUUCUUCUAGAACAAAGUGUGUGCCAAUUGAAAUUAUCCACCAAUCCCUAGUUCUGAUUUUUUAGUUCCUUAUUUGCCCUUGCUGAGCCAUGCUUUGCGCUUCAGCAGGGUGGUAUGUGUAACCACACUUUUUAUUGUUUGUAGCUCUACAGAUCUAUCCAGAAAAUAGUUGGAGACAACAUUCAGUUUUCAAAUUUUAAAACCAAAGCAGGAAACUAUAUUUUAAAUGGACAGAGCAUUGGCAGCAGUUUAUUUUGUGAACACAAAUUCACAAACAACUGCUGUGCCUAAAGGUGUUGUUUUUGUUGUCACUGAGGUUGAGGCCAGACUCCAAGGUUCAAGGUCAGCCUCAUGGUUUGCUGCUCUGAAUGUUUACAAAGAACUGCAAGGACAGUGAUAAUACUGCUCCUCAGCAGAACUACGUCAUCUUCCUUCAACACCUGAUAAACUGGUUCUCUCAGUGCUGAGGUUGAUACUCUUGGUUAUAGUCAGGAAGUAGGGAGCUUGAAUCUAAGCAUCUGUCUUCGACUCAACAUUUGUAUGUGUACAUAGAGAAUGUGGGAAAGUUUGUGUCGCGUGUAAACACAACAUGUAAUUCCCCUGUAACACCUCAAAGUUUAGGUUCUUGCUUUGUGUAAAACCCCUGUGGUUUAUCCCUAAUUAAAAUGCACGUCUGUAUCUGUACCCAGGUCUACGCUGUAGGUGGCUACGACGGCCAGACCCGCCUGUGCAGCGUGGAGUGUUACGACUCCUUCUCCAACCGCUGGACUGAGGUUGCCCCCAUGAAAGAGGCAGUCAGCUCCCCGGCUGUGGCCAGCUGUGCCGGCAAGCUCUUUGUCAUCGGGGGAGGGCCUGACGACGAUACCUGUUCAGACAAGGUGAGUAACAGAUGUGUGCUUCCGCUCACUACGCACUUAAAUACAUAGUGAUGAGAGCAAAGGUGCUUUUUGUCUCAAAUUACCUGUUUGCAGUGAUUAUACCUGAGAGAGGCAGGGGACUCUUUACAAAGUAAGACCUUUCAGUGGGUUGUUUAACUAGACUUUUUGAUGAGACUUGAGGUUGGUGUUUAAGAUGAGACCGUGAUAAAUAGACCUUUGGUUUACAAGCCAAAGUGUCUUGUAAUCCUGUGUUUGUAAUUAAAAUAAGCUUUAAGUUGAAGCUUUUCAUUUUGUGAGGAGAAAAUCUUAAGAAUUUUUCAGCGAAAGAAGAAAAAUACGACAUAAAAACUAUAUUGUCUGCUCUUUACUUAGUUUGAUUAGCCCCUGUUUGACAGGCUGGAGUAAUAGUACAAAAACAGAAAGAACAUUUAUGAAUGUCAAACAUACUUCAUCAACAUUUCCAGUUUGCUUUUCAUGUUUACAGGCAGUUCCUAGUCACCCAUUCUUUUUUUUGUUUUUAUAAAUCCUAAUAGGUCUUUCUUCUCUCAAAUAAUUAUUUCCUAGUUGUUAUCUCCAUACCAAAUACUCAGACUGGGCUUUAUUUUACAUUUUUGUUUCACAUCAUUGAGUCAGUAACAGAAAUGUUUUUAUUAAAUCAAAUGAGAGUAGCAUGUCCUGACAAAGCAGAAUGAGGCUUAUCGACCAUUUUUAUCAAUCCAAACAAAAAACAGACAGAGAGGGACACCAAGCAAAACAAUGUAGAGUGAACUAAACCGGUUUUGGUAUUAUAACGUUCAUCAUCAGCGUAGAUAUGCCAGCGGUGCCAGUGCAUCAUUCGGUUUUUACAUAACCUCAGAGAUCAUGACUUGACACGCUGCAGUAAUUUGAUAUGUAACCAAGAAGUUUGGGUUAUUCCUAGGAACCGUAACUUCAGGAGAAGCAUUUUUCUCCUGAAGUUUGAUGGUAAGUUUGUUUUUUAUGUCCAUGCUGGCAAGAAAACACACAAGCAGAUGACCAGCUUGAUUAGAUACAGUGCAAUAAUAUCUGUCUGUGUCUGGCUCUGUAGCAGACAAUGUUUGAUGUCUCUAAAUGACCCUUCAGAGGGAGAGUUCAAGCAGACGCCAGCUCUUCUGAACUUCUUAUCUCAGCUGUCUCCUGAUUUACUCAUGCAUGUUGAUCCUGUAUUGUCGUGGUGGAGUCAAAAUGGACAGUGUUGUUCAUGUACGCUGUAUUCAAAAACAACACAGUUUAAUAAGAGGCGAAUAAGAGAAAUGGGUGCAAGAAUGAUUGAAUUUGGGUAAAAACCACACAAGAGCUCUACCCCCCAACAGUGAAACACAACUAAUUUAAUGUAACUGUCUGUCACAGGUUCAGUGCUACGACCCAGAGACAGACUCGUGGCUACUGCGAGCCAACAUCCCCAUCGCCAAGCGCUGCAUUACAGCAGUGUCCCUCAACAACCUGAUCUAUGUGUGUGGAGGUCUCACCAAGUCCAUACUCUGCUAUGAUCCUGCAGAGGACUACUGGAUCCAUGUGGUUCAUACCUUCAGCAAACAGGUGAGGGUUUAAGUGCAGAUACAUAGCCUUUCAAGAGCAAACUGACUUUAAUCCUAAUUCACAACUUUUAACUUUUGUCUGUUUGUCCUUGAAGGAGAGCUGUGGCAUGUCAGUGUGCAACGGCAAGAUCUUCAUUCUGGGUGGAAGGGGUGAAAACGGUGAGGCGACAGACACCAUCCUGUGUUAUGACCCGUCAUCAGGCAUCAUCACAGGAGUGGCAGCAAUGCCACGGCCAAUCUCCUACCAUGGCUGUGUGACCAUCCACCGCUACAACGACAAGUACCACAGAUCCUGACCACAAACCAGCCUACCCAGACCACACACAUGGAAGCACUAAAGAACUCAAACUCUUAAAAACAUACUCCCUUUAAGUUCACUGCAUGCACAGCAGAAAUCUACCAAACUGUACUGGUGUGCUACUUUUUUUCUCUCAGCAUCAUGUAGCAAAACUCAUAAUGGUUCCCCAAGUUUUUGCUGUUCUGUACGAGAGUUAAAGCUCUUUGUUUAAAUAUUCAGCUGUUAAAAGCAGAACAUUUUGGUAUCUGUAGUUUGAGUUAAUUCAGACAACUUAGAAAACAAUCUAAAAAAUGGUGUAACUGCACAAAGUUGGGAAGUAACGGGUAGAAAUAGAAAAUGGUCAAGAAAAUUAGACUGAUCUGACAGGCAUGAUUACCUUCUGAAAUGUUAGAAAUGGAUAUUUCAUUGAAAAAGUUAAAACUGUACUCAAGUUAAUUGGCGCUUUAAAAUGAAUGUAGGAUGAUACAUCUAUGCCAGAAAGUUCUGAAGUCAAGGUUUACUCAAUAAGCUUUUCUAGACCUUUUAACUCUAUACUAUUAGACCACUAAGGUACAGUAACUACUUAUUUUGAAGACAGUAGAUCAAGUUUUAUUUGCAAAAUAAGAUCAUCAGAUAUGUUUGGAACUUGGGAACUAAUUAUAUCUUCAUAUUUUGUAAAUUUAACUGCAGAGGGAGUCACUGACAACUGAUCAGAGCAUUGCUACUGUCAAUUAGUAAUCGUCCACUUCAUAACAGCACAUUUUAUGGAUUCGAUGAAAAGAUAUGGGGGAAAAAAUCCCAAUGCCUUAAUUGAGUUUUGAUAAUGAUACAAACCACAAUUGAGUCUUCAAAAGUCAGGUCAGAGUUUAUUGAUAUUGCAAAGAGUUGACCAAAGUGCUGUACUAGCUUUAAACACAAAAUCAAUUAAAAAAAAAAGACAAAUAUGUUUGAUAAAUGAUAAAAAACACAAUAAAUAGAUAAAGCCAAAAAAAAAGUUGCGUAAGAUAAAAGGAUGUCAAGCUCUAUUCGAAUAAAAGCUGACACAACGAGGUAAACUUCCCAACGUUGUGCUUUUGUUGCCAUGCAAACUAACCUCCAUCUCCAUCCCUGCUGAGCUGGCAGAUAACACUGAUGAACAAAAAACAGUGCCUUACGAUAAACAAUCAAAAAGGCCAACAUGAGAAUGAGCCAAGAAUCAUCUACCACUCCUCUGUUUUUGUCUGAUACUGAAAUGACUUGAUGAUAAAGUGGUGAACAGUCAGACCGCUGCUUCUCCACUCUAUCAAUAGCCAUAAGUACAAUUUUUCUGUGCCUGUUGACCCAGAGUGAGGCAAUCAGAAAAAGCAAAUAUGCACAGGCUCUGCCAAAAUGUUGGAACACGGCCACGAUCAGCUCUGACUUCCUUUUUCCUCACAUCCCUCUUCUUAUCACCUGCUUCCACUUCCCAUGUGCAUUUCCUCAUUUCCCUGCUCCAGCUGUGCCAUCACCUCACAUAUCCUAUCCAUACUGAUGUACCCUUUUUAAGCUUUAUUCUGCUCCAUUAUCAUCAUUAUUAUUAUUAUUACACCCAUUACUGACAUUUAUUUUUUAUUUUUUUAAGUUAUACUUAUUUGUAUUUUUUUAUAACUAAAUGUUUACUGUAUUAUACAUAGCUUUAGUGUGUCUGUUUUUUUAAAGAUCAUAGUUCAUUGGUGUACUGGGCUUGUGGGGGGUUUUAGUAGAUGUGAGAAGCCUUUGUAGAUCAAACUCGAGGACUGCUCUGAAUAAGUGGUGUGCAUGUUCGGUAUGUGCGUGUGUAUAUGUGACUUUUACGACUUGGUCUGGAUGUGUUAGAGCCAAGAAGGCGUAUCAAGGAAUUCUAACUUCUGUCAACAGAACCUUUCCCACUCAUGCUUGCACCUCUCACCUGUGCACUUACAUGUAAACAUGUAACUCGGGGUAACCAUAGAAACCUCCAGGUGUGUUUGAGCGUAUGCUUGUUUAGUGAUCAGAUAUGGUGGCGUGUGUAGCAGUGCUAUUCCACGCACAGGCUCUGAACGAUAGUGGUUUUGGAUGCUGUGGCUCGUGGUCAGUAAAAGUCACCUUUUACUACAUUAGGUGUUGAUAGAUUAGAGACAUUGCUGUGAACAUAACUGUAAUAUUUUCUUUGUUUAACUUGUAUUUAAGUUUAUUUCUUUCUUGGUUGCAUAUUGUGUUUUUCUGUAACUGAGAGCCCCAAUUGUGCACUUUGACAGAAUCCUGUUAAAUGUAGAAUUGUAUGAUUAUGGUUUCCUGUUUUUUUACUGUAUCAGUAAAUGUUCUUUGCUUUCAUGUGACGUAUGGAAGAGACACUGAAAGGGCCCUUUAGCUCCUCCUGUUGGUCGCUACCUGUGCUUCUCUGAAGUUUUAACAAAAACAACAAAAAAAGCCACAAUAGCGCAGUGUAAAGAGGGGUUAGUGAGUUUCUACUUUACUAUCUAGGAAAAAAGCAGCAAUUCAGUGAGUUAACUCUCUUGUGUUGCCUAACUUUGAGUGUGUAUUCCAUCUGUCAUUCAAAAUGACAAAAACAGGCAGCGGCAUUGCAGCUUCAACCAUCCUGGAGGCGUUUUCUUAGAAAGAUGAGUUCAGGGUCAGAGUUUCUAGUAGCAGCAUCCCCGGCUUGGAAAAAAAAACAACCUGAGGCCCACCAACGCUCCUUUGGAGAUCAACACACUUUGGGUAACUGACGAGGCCAGCAAGAGGAGGCUCAGGGGCUAGAAAGUUGUCAGGUAAAUGAGCGGGAGUUAGACAAACAAUGAGAGAGAGAAUUUGAGUGUGUGUGCGUCUGUGAUUUCACUGAGUAUUUACACAACAUAAUGUUUUGUAAUGUUGAUUGUUUGAUUAUUAUUAUUACCAAUGUAGAGGCUUUCAUACAUUGUUUACUUGGAUAAGAUUGUGCUUGUUGACUCUUUAAUUUGCUUGUUGUGGUGAGUUGGGGGAUUGUUUGUUGCUUAGACAUUUUGACUCCCAAAUGCAAAUGACGUGCCUAAAAUUAAACUCUUAAGAGGUGAUAGUUUAAACCUGAAUGGUGGAUAUUUAAUAAGAAUGCAGACAUAAACCAAAGUGGAUUUGAUUCAAUCCCAAAGGUGUCUUAGAAAGAAAAAUACCAAUGGAUUUAAGUGCGAGCAUCCUGGGGGCUUUAACCUGGUCAUCGCAAAACGCCUAAGUGCCCUUAAAUAGAGUGGGGAAUUGAAUCUUAUUAUUUUGAUAUCAAGUUUUCUUACUGUGUGUGAUGUGAUAUUUUAACACCACUUUCUCCUAAGAUGAUCUUUGCCUUACUGUGAGGAAGCUUUGGAUUUUUGUAAACUGCAGUAUGUUAAAAUGAAAUGGUUGAAUUAUGUAAAAAAAAAAUAAAGUAAUAAAAAAAUCUUUCAGUAUCAAUAUAUGUGUCCUGUUCCAUUAUUAAAAAUGCUGUUUAAGAAUUUGACAGUGUAUAAGCUAACACGUGAAGACAGAGAUUAAAGAGGAUUUUAAAGUUGUGUAUUUGUGAUUGCAUGCCGCUUAGGUUUUAUUUUUGUAUAUUUUUUAUUAAACUCACUGCAGAUUGAUGUUGAUUUAAAAAAAAAAAAAAAAAACAAUCGCAAUUGAGACAGAAAGCAGCUGCAUUUAUUAUGACCCAACUGUAAAUGGUGCACUGGUCCCCUAACCAUAAAAAUGAGGAGGAUAAAACAGAUGUAAUUAAACUACAUGACUGAAACAACCAACCAAACCCAACCACUCGUUUUAAUGAAGACACCACAGAUUUCAGAUAACAACCAACACUAAGAAAUACAGCAUGAGCUCUUAUUUCCGCCUCUUAUGACUGUUAAGCAUCAUUUUGUCAAGGGAUUCAUCAAUCAUGCUGCUGAAGUUUUAAUUAGCCAUUGUGUUGAAGAGAAAAACUCUAUCAAACCAGACGGAUUGUUUCAGACUCCGAUUGAGCAACUCAUGCAGCAGGAGGCAUUCACAAGGCUGUGUUUGUUGUGCCUCAUACUGUGAUUUACAAACUCCAUAGCAUGGUAUGGUCUGAUCAAAACCACAAACAUUCCUCGAACACAUUCUUGUGGCACAAUUUCUCUGCAUUCACUUCCAGCAAUGAAAAAAGAAUUCUGAGUUCAUCGAGUAUACAUUUACACCCAGACACUACAACAGUGUAUAUCAGAUCUAAUGUCAGACUAUCCAUUCAUCUUGUUUAUUAGACAUUUGGCACCAACAGAAAACUGUAACCCCACACCCACAGCCAUGCUGGUAAAGAAAACAAGCAGCUAAGACUUCAUAAUGCUCUGUGUUGCAUAGAUGUAAGUGUUCUGGCAAGUACUGAAACUGAACAUGUCAAGCUGACCCACAAUGAAACAACUUUUGGAGCUUUUGAAAAAUGUAUGUGGAGGUUGAAAAGGAGCCCAGAGGCAUGCCUAGGUAAUUUUUUUUGACUGGUGGUCCAACUAAACCCCUGGCUAAUUCAAAGGUG
Xyrichtys novacula (pearly razorfish) is the source of this 21004-nucleotide messenger RNA. NCBI's taxonomy places the organism in Eukaryota, Metazoa, Chordata, Actinopteri, Labriformes, Labridae. The record is from the annotation of a GenBank genome assembly.